This is a messenger RNA of Lodderomyces pseudojiufengensis, 957 nucleotides long. It is a transcript of the gene SFC1, whose product is annotated as Sfc1p. The transcript has a single exon. The record is from RefSeq and is a predicted model, not a curated record. Bases 1 to 957 code for a protein of 318 amino acids. Gene Ontology annotation, biological process: succinate transport; transmembrane transport; fumarate transport. NCBI's taxonomy places the organism in Eukaryota, Fungi, Ascomycota, Pichiomycetes, Serinales, Debaryomycetaceae.
AUGGCAGUUGCAACUAAAACAGAUGUAAAAGCUAAAAGAGGAGUAACUGAUUUUGUUGCAGGUGGUGUAGCAGGUUUAUUUGAAGCAUUAUGUUGUCAUCCUUUAGAUACUAUAAAAGUUCGAAUGCAAUUAUAUAGAAAAUCAGGUCAAAAACCUCCUGGUUUUAUUAAAACUGGUAUAAAUAUUGUUCAAAAAGAAGGAUUUUUAUCAUUAUAUAAAGGUUUAGGAGCAGUUGUUAUUGGAAUUGUUCCAAAAAUGGCUAUUAGAUUUUCUUCUUAUGAAUUUUAUAGAUCUUUAUUUUAUGAUAAAGAUGGUAAAAUUACAACUGGUCAAACAUUUUUAGCAGGUGUUGGUGCAGGUAUAACAGAAUCAAUAAUGGUUGUAAAUCCAAUGGAAGUUGUUAAAAUUAGAUUACAAGCUCAACAUCAUUCAAUGAAAGAUCCUUUAGAUAUUCCAAAAUAUAGAAAUGCUCCUCAUGCUGCUUAUUUAAUUUGUAAAGAAGAAGGUUUUAAAACUUUAUAUCGUGGUGUUUCAUUAACUUGUGCAAGACAAGCAACAAAUCAAGGUGUUAAUUUUACUGUUUAUUCAAAAUUAAAAGAAUAUUUACAAAAAAGAGAAAAAACUGAAAUUUUACCAGCUUGGCAAACUUCAGGAAUUGGUUUAAUUUCAGGUGCUUUAGGUCCUUUAUCAAAUGCUCCUUUAGAUACAAUUAAAACAAGAUUACAAAAAUCAAGUUAUGCAAGUAAUGAAAGUGGUAUGGUUAGAAUUAUUAAAAUUGGUAAACAAUUAAUUAAAGAAGAAGGUAUUGGUGCUUUAUAUAAAGGUAUAACACCAAGAAUAAUGAGAGUUGCUCCUGGUCAAGCUGUUACUUUUACUGUUUAUGAAUAUGUUAAAGAUUUAUUAACUAAAGAUACGCCAAGUUUAUCAACUACAAAUGAUACUAAAAAAUUGAAAUAA